Paramuricea clavata is the source of this 1414-nucleotide messenger RNA. NCBI's taxonomy places the organism in Eukaryota, Metazoa, Cnidaria, Anthozoa, Malacalcyonacea, Plexauridae. The record is from the annotation of a GenBank genome assembly.
AUGCCGCCAAAUACAGUGCCUGAUGAGGAACCUAGGGAUAGUGAGGGAAGGCAUUGCGACCAUACUGAGAAUGACAGUGAGACAAAACGGUAUCCUCAAAGAGAAAGGAACCCUCCCAGAUACUUAGAAGAGGACACCCUCCUCCCUAAGAAUGCCGAUUGUGCCCACAUUAGUGUAUAUUACUGCUACAAAGUUUGUGGAUUACCACAAAAUUACACAGAAGCCAUGGGAUCACCUCAAGCUAGGGAGUGGGAGAAAGCAAUGAAGGAAGAGAUCAGUUCUCUGAAAGAGAAUGAUACUUACGAAUUAUCAACUUUACCAGAAGGUAAUUAAAAGCUUCAGUAGGGGGGAAAUAGGUGUACACAACCAAACAAGAUCAGAAUGGCAUAGAGACCUUUAAGGCCAGAUAUGUAGCGAAGGGUUACAGCCAGGUAAAGGGUAUAGAUUAUCAAGAAACUUUCGCCCCGACAGCCAGUAUUACUUCAAUUAGGGUCUUCAUGCAGUUAGCAGUAAAACACGAUCUUAUUGUCCACCAGAUGGACGUUAAAACUGCAUAUCUGCAUGCCCCCAUUACUCAAGAGUUAUACAUAGACCAGCACAAGGGUUUGAAGAGGUUUCAGAGAGUGGUGAGAGGUUAGUAUAUAGGCUAAAGAAAUCACUAUAUGGUCUAAAACAAUCAGGUAGAAAUUGGAACAUAUUGUUACACGAGCAUUUAGCAAAUGACGGUUUUGUCAGAAACCAUGCUGACCACUGCGUAUAUAAGAAACAAGUUGAUGAUAAAAUUGUUAUCGUCAUUGUUUGGGUUGAUGACCUAAUUAUAGCUUCAGAUAGUAUGCAGUUAAUGGAAGAAUUUAAAGAAAGUAUGAAGAUACAAUUUAAGAUGAAAGAUCUAGGUAGAAUCACUUUCUUCCUUGGAAUGGAUUUUAAGCAAAGCAAGGGUGAAAUAAAAAUGAAUCAGAAAAGAUUCAUUCUUAAAAUACUAGAGAGAUUUGGAAUGAUAGACUGCAAGCCCAGGUUAACCCCAUCUGAGCAACGAUUAGAAUUUAACUGUGGUGAAUUGUCCAACGCCAGACAGUAUAGAGAAAUGAUAGGAAGCCUAAUUUAUGCCAUGACCUGUACAAGGCCUGAUUUAAGUUGGAUUGUAAGCAGACUGUCUCAAACUCUGUCAAACCCCAGAACGGGAGAUUUAAUUGCUGCCAAACAUGUCCUAAGGUAUCUAAAGCGUACCGUGGACUAUGAACUCUGCUUUAAGAAAUCUGAUGCUGACUUGCAGCUCACUGCUUGUUAUAGUGAUUCAGAUUGGGCCUCUUGCCUGGAAGACAGGCGAAGUACUACAGGUUACUGUUGUACUCUAACUGAAGGAGGACCACUGAUUUCCUUGGUAUGGUGUGAUAGUUUGAGGAAAUACAUAUGA